AUGAAAGUCAAUUCAAACACUUGCAUGUCAUUAAUAAAAAACGAUAUCAUUCAAUAUCAAGAUUUACAAACAGUAAUGCUAUCAAUUAAUCUUUGUAUUAAUGAUAUGAGUCUUAUCGAUAAAAAUAAUAUUUUUUGUUACGUUGCCGUAGGAGUAUUUAUACCAAUAUUGCCAAUUGUUUUUUGGUCAAAUAAAUUAAACUCUGAAAAUGUUCAAAAAUUACUUACUUUUUUCAUGAUUAGCAACCUUUUGGCUUAA
This is a messenger RNA of Heterostelium album PN500, 258 nucleotides long. RefSeq lists its product as uncharacterized. Bases 1 to 258 code for a protein of 85 amino acids. The record is from RefSeq and is a predicted model, not a curated record. The transcript is spliced from 4 exons. NCBI's taxonomy places the organism in Eukaryota, Evosea, Eumycetozoa, Acytosteliales, Acytosteliaceae.